Amphimedon queenslandica is the source of this 2869-nucleotide messenger RNA. RefSeq lists its product as uncharacterized. The record is from RefSeq and is a predicted model, not a curated record. Bases 267 to 2558 code for a protein of 763 amino acids. The transcript is spliced from 4 exons. NCBI's taxonomy places the organism in Eukaryota, Metazoa, Porifera, Demospongiae, Haplosclerida, Niphatidae.
UUGUUAUCUUUAUUGUACCAUAGAAAAUAAAUAAUAAUGUGUACUACUACUAUAUAUUAUUUACUAUUUACAUUUAAUUUUUAAUUUCUCCAACAAUUACGAAACUCUUAUCUUUAUCACACCAUAGGAAGUAUGUACCAGUAUUUACUCUUAUCUUUUAAAUCUGUUUUUCUUUCUUUGAUAUCAAUCAAACUAUUAUUUUCAUCACUCAUUAGGAAAAAGAAAAAAGAAUUGAGGCUUACAAAAGGGCACUAGCUGAAGGAGCAAUGGAUGUUGCUUAUUCACGUGUUCUGUUCCUGGGUACUGCUGGUGUGGGGAUGACAAGCUUUAAACGUUCUCUUAUGAAGUUGCCAUGGGAACCUGAUGCUAGUAUUGGUGUAUCAGAUAAUAGCCAACUUCGUCAAUUCACACAUGAGUGGCACACACUCAAGGAAGAUCAUUUGAGACGUGCAUCACAUGAGGACGAAAUCAAAGAAUUGGUUGGAUUAAUAUUAGCAGUUUAUGAAAAAGAACUUGAUGCUACCAGUACUCCAUCUUCUUGGAAUUCGCGAAGUUCUCUGCCUGGAGUUAUGAAUACAGUUGACAAUAUUAUAGCUGAGGUUAUAUCUUGCAUUGAAACAAUUACUCAACCAGAGGAACCACAACCAUUUCUUCAUUUUUGGGAUUGUUGUGGUCAGCCACUGUUUCUUGAAAUUUUACCAGUUUUUCUUACUUCUCGCACAUUAUUCUUUCUUAUUUUUGAUGCAGAAAAAGAUUUAAAAUUCAACCAAGAGGAGGUUAAUAUGACAACACUUGAUUACAUGCUCAAUUGGAUGGCUAACAUUCAUGGUCACUUAAUGUCUUAUGAUGAACAAGGAGAUUUUUGUUCAUUUCCACGAAUGUAUUGCAUUGGUACUCAUGGUGAUCGUGUAAAGGAGAGAAAAUCUGAAAUAAAAAGGGAGCUAAAACGCCAUUAUCGAAGAAACUUCAGAGCUUUAGUUGAAGGUACAGUAAUUGUUGAUAAUACCACUUCUGGAAAAGGAAAGGAUGAAGAUUCAUCUCUUCAAGCUUUAAGGGAUGCUGUCAUCAAAUUCACAAAAGAAAAACUUGUUUUAAAAACACCUCUUAGUUGGAUUCUAUUUCGAAAAGUCAUUCAAGUUCUGAGCAAGAAGUAUAAUGUCAUUAGUUUAAAAGAUGCUUGUAUCAUUGGAGCUGCUAGUAAAAUUCCUCCAGAAGAUGUACCUCAUGCUCUUAUGUUUUAUCAUGAACUGGGUGUGUUGCUGUUCUACCCUCAAAUUGAUGGCAUGAAGGAUAAGGUUGUUCUCAAUCCAAAAUAUAUUGUGGAUGCCCUUGGAGAAAUGUUUCCGUUAGGAGAAAUUUUUGGCCAAGGCAGGUACUGCAAUGAAUGGGAGCUCUUUCAUGAGUGUGGGAUCCUUGUUCAACCACUUUAUGUAGCAUUAUGGAGGAAAUAUAACGACAUUUCACCAGAAAUUUUGAUUAAGGUACUUGUUCAUUUCCGCAUUGCUGUUGAAGUUAAGACAGAUAAAUAUCCUCAUUCCAAGUCCAAGCAAUAUUUCAUGCCUCUUGUUCUGAAAUCAGCAAAAGUUAUAAGGAGCUCAAUGACAUUACCAUCAAAUUCCAUUCAAGCAGCACCACUUCAUAUUACCUUCAAUAGUGGAUAUGUACCUCCUGGUUUCUUCACUCGUUUUGUGGUUGUACUUACCAAUACCAGAAAAAUGGAACUUUGUUUUGAGAAAGAUGUCUACAGAAACCGCAUCACAUUCCGUUAUCAGGAUCCCGACAGCACCACUAUUGAGCAUGUAAUAGUCACUGACUGUCGUGAUGUUAUUCAGAUCAAUGUACAACAUCAUCAUCAUCUUGAUCAAGAAGUAGUUUCCUUUACAAAGAUUUGUCAAGCUAUCCGAGUUCUUUUAGAAGAUGCAGCAAAAGAAGUUGAAGAAAUUUUAAAGGAGUGUGCCAGUGGAUGGACUGAUGAGAACAAGCCCACCCGAUAUAUAUUCACACACAAGUUUAAGUACGUCUGCACUAGCUGUUCUACAACAACUUCACCUCAUUACAUAAAACUUCCGCCAACAAAUUUAAUUCAGAAAUCUCAAGUGUUUUGUGACAAAAAUACAAAUGACUACCGAGCUCUUACUGAACUGGAGAAGGUUUGGUUUAAAGACACCAGUCAGUCUGACAAGAGAAGGAAAGAGGGAGUUCUUACUAGUUCUGAUAAGUCUGAUUAUCACUCUGAUGUGAAACUAUUAGACAUUACUGAUCUUGAUGAUGUCAUUGAAGAGUUACAGUCAAUUGAUUACACUGAAUGGAAAGACUUGGGUCUUAUCUUAGGACUCUACCACAAUACACUGGGAACAAUUGAAGAAAAGUGUAGAGGAAAUCCUAGAAAGUGUCUAACGGAGUGCAUGGCUGCCUGGUUAAAGGGAGAAGAUAAAGUGAUGGAGAGAAGAGGUCCCAGUUGGUCAUCAUUAGUUACAGCACUGCUAAUAAUUGGAGAAAAUUUCCUUGCUUUAAAUAUUUGUGUAAAGCAUGGUAUGAUCUUGUCCACACAUUACUAGCCAUGAUCAUGAUACCAAUAAGUAUCGUAGGCCAUAUUUUUGCUACUGUUUAUUAAUUUUUAAAAGAUUAUUACUACUAGUAUUUUUUUAGCUAGUAUUAUUAUUAUUAUUAUAAAUUAGAGAGGAAGAGAAAAAGAGAGAAGUGAACAAAUAAGACAUUAAAUAAUGAACUAGCACUAAUAGUAUUAGUUUUUGUAGUAUUAGAGUAUUUUUCUAUUUUGUAGCAUUAGACUUAGUACUGAUUCUUUGUAAUUUCACAAGUAUUAAUUUUACUGCUGCUUAGUCUGGCUAACUGCUGUUUUGUUGUGACU